GCCAGAGCUGCCCUCUCAAGAUGGUGAGAUGGCCAAUAACUGUGGUCGCAGUCUGCUUAUUGAUCACGCAAGAGCUGUAUGUCUCUCCACUUGAGCUACGAGACAGUCUGAUACCUGUGACUGACAAGGCCAACACUUCUCUUUCAGUGGAGCUGAUGCCCAUGGUAGGCAGCGGAGAUAGAGAUUGGGACCCAGUUUACAAUGUCUUUGUGUUGGUCAACAAUUCAAAACCAGUAGAAAACACUGACACCGUUUUACUAACUUGCAAUGCCUCAGGCUCCGUGCAAUCGCGAAAAUGGCUCAAAAAUAGCCGAGACGUCCAGUUUAAUUCCAGAACGCUACUUUCUUCAGACAAUGUCACCCUGACUAUAGUCAAUGUGAACAGAAAUGAUUCAGGAAAAUAUCAAUGCCGAGCCAGCAAUAACUUUAGCAGUGAUUCCGGGCAUACCAUCCUGCGGAUUAAUUAUGGACCAGAGAAUGUCUCCAUCACACCCUCAGGGCGGAUUCAAGUCGAAGUGGGAAAAAUGCUUACCUUACGUUGUUCUGCUGUGUCAACCCCACCUGCUCAAUAUCGAUGGUACAAUGGGAGUCGACUCUUAAACACUGGACAAGUUUACAACAUUGACUCGCUGAGCAGGAAUAAUAGUGGGAAUUAUACUUGUCAGGCUAAAAACAUCAUUACUAAGGAAAGCCGCAAUGUUACUGUCCAAGCGAUUAUACAAGGCCAACUCACUGACAGCAGGGAACUAAGUGAUGGAGUCAUUGUAGCCAUAGUAAUUUCAGUUCUUCUCAGUCUCGGUUUGAUCAGCGGGAUCAGUGCAUGGAUGAUCACAAGGAAGAAGGAUGAGAACGAAGCUCAAACACAGGGACAACACGAAAGGAACGUGAGUCAAACAGCAAACGAAUACUGCAAUGUAUUGGUUGAAAAUUCAGCAGCGACAUACGAAAAUAUUCCAAGAAUAAAAAAGGACAGCGAUACAAAUCUACCAGAUGGGAACCCAUUCUACUUGGAAUUGCAGCCGUAAGAUUUGACUGCAUACUGUGAACUGACAGAAACUUUAUGUCGGUCUGCCAAAACCACCUGGAAUUCAUUCUCUACUGGGAAUAUCGUCUGUGUCAAAGU
Molecule: messenger RNA, 1123 nt
Organism: Hemiscyllium ocellatum (epaulette shark)
Lineage: Eukaryota; Metazoa; Chordata; Chondrichthyes; Orectolobiformes; Hemiscylliidae
Product: carcinoembryonic antigen-related cell adhesion molecule 5-like
Exons: 10
Coding region: 21-1025 (334 amino acids)
Source: RefSeq, a predicted model, not a curated record